Messenger RNA from Erythranthe guttata (spotted monkey flower), 543 nucleotides. RefSeq names its product cytochrome P450 84A1-like. The record is from RefSeq and is a predicted model, not a curated record. Gene Ontology annotation, molecular function: monooxygenase activity; oxidoreductase activity, acting on paired donors, with incorporation or reduction of molecular oxygen; heme binding. NCBI's taxonomy places the organism in Eukaryota, Viridiplantae, Streptophyta, Magnoliopsida, Lamiales, Phrymaceae.
AUGGGCAAGAUUCUUCCAUUUGCAGAUUUGAGGCACAAAUAUGGUACAAUAUUCAGGAUUUCUCUUAGGAACAAACUGUGUGUUGUAAAAGAGGUGGUUCGAGAUCAAGACUCCAUUUUCACUAAUCGGGACAUUCCUGUUGUAGCAAUUGUUGCCACUUAUGGUGCAAACGACGUCGUUUUCUCCCAGCUCAAUCCACAGUGGCGAGCGAUGAGAAAUGUAUUCGCUCAAGAGAUGAUGAACAUCAAAAUUCUCGACUUAUUCUAUAAUGUUCGCAACGACCAUGAUGAAAAACCCGUCGAAAUGGGGCCCUUGAUUUUCCGAACCGAACUAAAGGUUAUGAUGAACAUGUUGUGGGGUGGGAAGUUUAUAGGUGAAGAGGGUGAAGGAAUUGCAUCUGAGUUUCUGGUCGUGGCACCAAAGAUUGUUGAUUUGUUUGGAAAGCCGAAUAUUUUCGAUUUCUUUCCACUUCUUGCUGGGCUUAAUAUUCAAGGAGUAAAGAAACAGAUGAAUCAUAACCUUUGUGAUGAGAAAUGUGAAUAA